Messenger RNA from Penaeus monodon (black tiger shrimp), 1633 nucleotides. It is a transcript of the gene Ipk2, whose product is annotated as inositol polyphosphate multikinase beta-like. Gene Ontology annotation, molecular function: inositol tetrakisphosphate kinase activity; inositol-1,4,5-trisphosphate 3-kinase activity. The record is from RefSeq and is a predicted model, not a curated record. The transcript has 3 exons. Lineage: Eukaryota; Metazoa; Arthropoda; Malacostraca; Decapoda; Penaeidae. Gene Ontology annotation, biological process: inositol phosphate biosynthetic process. Bases 57 to 650 code for a protein of 197 amino acids. Gene Ontology annotation, cellular component: cytoplasm; nucleus.
CUUUGUAUGCACAUCUAGGUCAGCCACACCUGAUUCUGGAGGAUCUGGCAGCUGGCAUGACUCUUCCGUGCAUCACAGACCUCAAAGUUGGCUAUACCAAUUACUACCCAAAUAAAGAGCAGAAAAAAAAGAAGACAGCCCCACCUGCAAGCCAGAAGGAUCUUGGUUUCUGCCUGACAGGGAUGAGAGUGUUCGACCCACAGACAGGCAAGCUUGUUGUUAAUUUACCGCCAGGAGAGAGUAAGCUUCUUACCACAGAGGAAGUUUUGGAAAAAUUGUCACUCUUCUGCCAACACAAGCACCAACAGAGCCAAGUCAUUUGCAGCAACAUCAUCUCCAACUUGAGAGAGAUCCACAACUGGUUCAGCAAGCAGCGCAGGUACAUUGUGCGCACAAGCUCCGUCCUCCUUGCCUACGAUGCAAGUCUGAUGACCACAACAUUGCAUUCAUCACCAGCUGCUGUGUCUGACUCCCAGGUAGCUUCUGAUUUGAAGAAAGACAAUAAUCUGGAAGACAAAAAUCCAACUUUAAAAGUGAAAGCAAAGAUGAUUGACUUUGCACAUGUUCUGAAUGCUUAUGGUGAAAAAGAUGACAAUUACUUGUCCAGUCUGGAGAGUUUGAUAAAUAUUUUCUCAAACAGGAUCAGUUAACGAAAGGUUGCUGCCGUAGCAACAGAUCAAAAAGGAAAACAUUUCAAUCAUACUUGUAUCAGUCUCUGAAUAUCUUCAUUGGGAGUAUUUAUGGGCAAGUUUGUCAUAUUUGAUAAUUAUUUUUUCCUAGGUGUUGUGUUUUAGGAGUUUACAUUGAAGGAGAUGCUACGUGAUAAACAGUUGUACCUCAGUAUAUAUGAAUCAGUCUUCAUUUGUGCAAUCACUGUGAAAGAAUAACCAGAUCUCAAUAACGGUGAAAUAUCUGACAUUCUUGUGUAUAUAUGUAUGUAUUUUUGAUAGUGUAGAAUGAAAGUGAAAGUCAUUUGAAAUUAUAAAUAAGAUCUAUAACUUCAUUUUAAAAAGAUGUCAGUAUUCUAUGUAAUUCUUGGAAUUGUAUGGUACAGUAGAAAGAAAAGUUAUGCUCUUUAAGACUCACUGACAAUUUUGUUUCCUUUCUUUUCUCCAGUUCUUUUAUUCCAUGGGUAUGAUAUGUAUUUAUUCUAUCUCACCCAAUAUUUUUGUUAAACUGAUAUAUUUUUUUGGUAAGUUAGAAAAUAUAUUUUGUAAAACAUACUUUUUUAUCCUAAAGGUGUAGCUCAGGUCAAUAAAAUCUUUUCAUUUCAGCUUCUGUUGAACAGUAGCCUGCUGCAAUGACAUACUGUUGUAUACAAACUAUACAUUCUAUAUAGUCUUCCCUAUCAUAAUUUUCCAUUUCAGAGAACAUGUAACUUACAUUGAGAGGCAAAAUUCAUUAUGUAUAUACAAUAUGUGUCUGCACUUUAUGCAGUACAUUAUCUGUUGCCUUGCUUUCAAAUGCUAAAUCUCAGGUUCCCAGUUUAUAAUGUUACAAUGUGUCUUGUGCAAUCAAUUUCAAUGUAAUCAGUGUUUGUUUAAUAUUCAUCAACUAUUGCAUAAGAUCUCAGAAGAAAAUUAGUUUGAACUUUUAUAGCUUGUAUACCAAGGAGUAAAGAAGCAGUAUUUAU